AUGUUCAACUUCAUACGUGGAUUCUCCCUGCGCUGGAACUACACAGAAAACAGCAACUUCAACACGGGCAAAGACUUACGUCCUGAUGCCAUCCCGAGUCGCCUGACGCCCAGCGACGCCUUUCUGCACCCAGUGGAUGCCGGUCAUUCCAUCACACAGGGCUGUGUGCCGGUCCUGAGGCCAGAGAGAGACGUGGACGUCAUCAUAUCUAUUGGUUUCUCGUGGGACGGAGAGCGCUUCCUGAAGAUGCUGGAGGACACCGCUGUGUACUGUAAAGAUCAUGACAUCCCGUUCCCCGACGCAGACUUUGCCGGUCUGGAAAAGGAGCCAUUACAGGAGGUCUACGUCUUUGAGGAUGAGGAGAACCCCAAGGCUCCCAUCGUGAUGCAUUUCCCACUCAUCAACCUCUCAUAUCAACAAUAUAAAAAACCUGGUGUGAACGAGAGACUGAGGAGGAAAUCCAGGCUGGGAAGGUGGAUGUGACCAGUGAAGAUUCUCCAUACACAACAAACAACUUGGUCUACUCCCCGGAGGAUUAUGAUGCUCUCGGGGACUUGACCACCUACAACAUCUUAAACAACAAGGAGAAAAUCCAGGAGGUCCUCCGCAAGGCCCUGCAGAAGAAGGAGUCCAGUCUCUGAGUCCAGGACCAAGAAGAGCUCUUCACAUGAAACGGAAACACCCAAUGCUUUUUGUUCUGCAUCCAGUUGACGAAUCUACUGUGAUUUGGGUUGGAAAUAAGUGAAAUAUUAGUCUAAAUAAUCAUAUAAAGAAGUUUCUUGAUGAAGGAAAUUCAGUGUUGAGACAGUUUCCACAACGUGAUGCUCAUUAAUGACACAGAAUGCUGAAAGAGGGAAGCUGUGGUUGGAAUAUCAUAGUUAGCUUGUAGCAUGAUUGAGUUGGUUUGGGGAUUUGGGUUUUUUUCUCUGAGACAUGAAGUUGUUGGAUGAUGUUUAAAAGUUCUUGUUACUGAUGAAGAUGAUGUUAUUACAUC
Molecule: messenger RNA, 994 nt
Organism: Salarias fasciatus (jewelled blenny)
Lineage: Eukaryota; Metazoa; Chordata; Actinopteri; Blenniiformes; Blenniidae
Product: cytosolic phospholipase A2 beta-like
Exons: 4
Coding region: 1-483 (160 amino acids)
Biological process (GO): glycerophospholipid catabolic process
Cellular component (GO): cytosol
Molecular function (GO): calcium-dependent phospholipid binding; calcium ion binding
Source: RefSeq, a predicted model, not a curated record